Molecule: messenger RNA, 1224 nt
Organism: Spinacia oleracea (spinach)
Lineage: Eukaryota; Viridiplantae; Streptophyta; Magnoliopsida; Caryophyllales; Amaranthaceae
Exons: 3
Coding region: 247-990 (247 amino acids)
Source: RefSeq, a predicted model, not a curated record
UCCAAGUGACGGUUGACGAACAAAGAAAUGGGUUACAAAAGGAAGAAACAGAGAAAAGGAGCGACAAAGACAAACAAAAAUGUCGAUGAUGAUCAAGAAAAUCUACCAUUCUACCCAUCUUCCAAUUUUCAAAGCUCUCAAUUUGCCUGGAAGAAGAAGAUGAUCUGCCACACCCUCGUCACCUUUGCUUCAGUUUCCCCUUCGCCGUAACUUGUCCGCAUCUUCACUGUAUUAAGUGCUACUGUUAUGUUUGUGAAGAAGUUGCCCCCUUGCAAAGAAUGGAGUAAGUCGCCAAUAGGUCAUUGCCAUGCUACAGCAGAAGAUGAGAUCUGGAGAACAGAACGGGAAUGCAGGAAGAAUGUCCCUGCAACUAAUAUGACAAUGGCUCGUCACAUGCUGACUGUGUGCUUUGAGCAAUAUCCUCCUGAUCAGCCAGAACUAAUCAAUGGUUUUGCUGGUGGACUGAUAUGUGAUAGUAGUGGAGAUUGGGUUGCUGGAUUCUCCACGCACAUCAAUAAUGAUAUCGGCAUUCAGGAUUGCUCGGUUUUGCCUUACCUUGCUCUCCUCAAAGGCCUUAAACUUGGAUGGGCAAGAGGGUUGCGUUUCCUUGAAGUUAAGCUGGGUUUCCAGUACCAUGAAGGGUUCUGGGCAGACUUUGAGAAGGACGCUGCAACUGGAAAAUUCGAUCUUCUUACUCCUGAUGAUGAGGAUCGUGUUUGGACAAUCCUAUUGGAGGUUGAGAACUGCCUUAACCAAGAUUGGUUCAUCGAUGUGAAAAACACUGCUUCAUUUAAAGAGGAAGCUGGUGCAACUGCAUUGGCAAAGGUGGCCAGUAUUAAACCUCUCAAGCAAAUAUAUGACUUCCCUUCUCACCGCCAUACUGCAACAAUUAAGGGUUUGGCUAAGUAUGUUGAGAGAAAUCCCCAGUAUCUCCGAGGCAACACUGACAGCAGCAAUGAUUUGAGGAUAUAUGCUGGACUAGCUCUGUAAUGUAAAAUUAAUAAUUGGUACAGGGGAGUUAACCACUUUUAAAAGUGUAGAGAUAUUAGAUAUAUACAAACCUCAAAUUAAGGUAGGCAUUAAAGGGGCAAAAUAAUUACCUCAAAUUAAAUUCUCGUGCUAAGUUUUCUACUUGUCACCACAACAAUCGAGUUAGUUUUCUUCUAUUUUUUAUGCAUUUUUGCAAUAUUAUUAUAAGGUAAGAUGUGUUAUAGAGAAAUAAAU